UUCAGACGAAGAUGGCUGCCCCUCAUCUGAGCCUCUUCAUAAAGGAUUAAAUUGGCCCGGAACAAUAGAAAGUGUUAGAAACUAGACGUGUUUGGACUCACGGGGUGAAGUUUGCAGAGCGAUGCCAUCAGAGACUAAAAAUGUGAGCGAUUCCACCUUAACUCUUCCUGUUCCAAGAUCGGCCGACAAAUGAGCCUAAGAUGAUGCACCAGGUGAGCAGUGGCAGCAGCAGCGGGGACUUCUGUCUGAGUGCGCUGAGUGCGGACGACUGUCACCCGGCCGGACACUUCGAUUUAUGUAGCACACAGUCCAACAAAUUCUACGCCUCGCCUGCAGGAGCCAGUCUGCAGCUGGCGCUCACCGGCCUGCAUCCUUUACCGCAGGGCAUCCACAAACACAUGGCGUGCCAAGUGCAAGACGCGCACCCCGACUUUCAGGUGCAAACCGUCAGGGUCGGAGGCGGCGAGACCCCGACCCCGACUCCCGCCGGCACCAAGAAAAAGAAGGACGCUGUGAAAUCGGGGAAGAGAGGGAGGCCGUCGGGGACCACAAAGUCUGCUGGUUACCGCACCAGUACCGGACGACCGCUCGGGACCACCAAAGCUGCUGGGUUCAAAACCAGCCCCGGAAGGCCUCCUGGUACCACCAAAGCAGCGGGGUACAAGGUCAGUCCCGGGAGGCCCCCCGGAAGCUUAAAGAGCCUUGAUCGGCUCAAGAAGCUGGAGUUUGGUUGCGACACCUCCAAGAAACUGAACUUGAGUGAUUGCAGUGACCCCAAGAAACUGGACUUUGGUCUGUGUGAGGUUCCGCCUUUUCCUUACACCAUGAUGGAGAAAAGAGACCUCUGUGAGCCCACUGGGAAAGGGGCUGAAACCAGAGAGUAGAUCUGCAGUGUUUAUCCAAAAAAACAAACAAAAAACUGCUCAGAAUAUCUGAAGGAAGAACAUUUUAUUAUUUUCUAUCAGUGUUUGAUUUCAUGCACUCAUCUUAAAGGAGUUAAAUCUCUUGACUUUGUGUGUUGUUCGUGCUUUGCAGAGGUGCAUGCGUCUUAAAUCACACUCCAGCAGAAGUAAAAGAAUAUUUAUUAGUCUGUGGCCCAAAACGCACAGGAUUUCUCUGAGUUGUUGCCUUUGUGUUGAUUCAUUUUGGAAGUUAUGUAGCAUUUUUACAUUAAUAAAAAAAAGAGUGCAUUUAGUAGAAAAAUAUUAGCUUUUUCUGCAGCAUAUGUGUGCAAGUGUAGUCCAGUACAACGUGUUUAAUUAUGCAGUCAUAUCUCACAUCAUACCUAAAAAUGCGUUUUAAUCAUAAACAUGUUGUUAUUUUACGCUUCGUAAAUCCGUUUUUGCGUUGUAAAUGCCCAUUUUGUCCUCAAACCCACUUGAGAUGCAGAUGCAGGCAUACAUGUGUAUGUGUUGAAUGUUCAUUUAAAAACAAACAAACAAAUUCUUUGUGUAUUAAUAUUGUAUAAUAAAUGGCGUGCUGUACGUAAAAGCAAAAAUAAAACUGCAUUUUUCACUUA
Messenger RNA from Thalassophryne amazonica, 1519 nucleotides. RefSeq names its product UPF0461 protein C5orf24 homolog. The coding region runs from base 201 to 884 and encodes 227 amino acids. The record is from RefSeq and is a predicted model, not a curated record. NCBI's taxonomy places the organism in Eukaryota, Metazoa, Chordata, Actinopteri, Batrachoidiformes, Batrachoididae. The transcript is spliced from 2 exons.